Molecule: messenger RNA, 642 nt
Organism: Gracilinanus agilis (Agile Gracile Mouse Opossum)
Lineage: Eukaryota; Metazoa; Chordata; Mammalia; Didelphimorphia; Didelphidae
Gene: CLXN
Product: EF-hand calcium binding domain 1
Exons: 6
Coding region: 1-642 (213 amino acids)
Molecular function (GO): calcium ion binding
Source: RefSeq, a predicted model, not a curated record
AUGUUUGCAUUGAACCGGAAGAGACUGCAGAAGCUUACGAACACCUUGAGUAAAAGCAGCAACAACAAGCAUUUUAACAGACAUGAAAUAGAGUGCCUCAUAAAAUUUUUUUAUACCCUGUUGGGAGAUAUAGCUGAGAAACCAGAUUGCAUGGGGCUAGAUCGUAAUACAUUUCGAAACAUCCUACAUACUACAUUUGGAAUGACUGAUGACAUGAUCAUGGACAGGGUAUUUCGAGCUUUUGACAAAGACAAUGAUGGCCAUGUGAGUGUAACAGAAUGGGUUACAGGAUUAUGCGUGUUUCUUCGAGGGAAUUUAGAAGAAAAAAUGAAAUAUUGCUUUGAAGCUUACGAUUUGAAUGGUGAUGGUUUCAUUUCACGAGAAGAAAUGUUUCAUAUGCUGAAAAACAGCCUUCUCAAGCAGCCAAGUGAAGAAGAUCCUGAUGAAGGAAUUAAAGAUUUAGUUGAUAUAACACUUAAGAAAAUGGAUUAUGACCAUGAUGGAAAGCUAUCCUUUGCAGAUUAUGAACAAGCUGUAAGAGAAGAAGGUCUUUUGUUGGAAGCAUUUGGUCCAUGUUUACCUGACCCAAAGAGACAUCUAGAAUUUGAAGCCCAGGUCUUCAAAGACCCCCAUGAUCUCUAG